UAUACAGCUUGGGAGCAAGAAAUUUUCAAUUACAUCCAUUGAUUCAUAGAGGAGGAAACCUUUUCUUAAGCAAUGGAGAUAGGAAAAAUGUUAUUUCUAACAUAUAUAGUGACCAACUAAAAUCUAUGGUGAAUGAUCUUAAAAAUGAAUUAACUGGUGCAAAUAUUCUUCUUUUUGACUCUACUAAGACCAUAACAGAUAUCAUUUCUGACUCUUAUACAUCAGGUAUUAAUAGUAGAAGGGAACUAAUUUCAAGUAAAGUUUCAUACAAAGAUAAGAAUAGCAAUUAUCCGGCAUCAAGAAAAAGAAAUAGAAAUAAUUUGAAAGGUAUAUUUAUCAUGGGAAGCUCUGUUGUUGAUUAUGGAAACAACAAUCUUGUUCCUGCUGGUGACUCAAACAAAGCUAAUUACUUGCCAUAUGGAGUUGAUUAUCGAUUUGGGCCCACAGGCAGAUUUAGCAAUGGCAACAAUCUAGCUGAUCAGAUCACUGCCCACCUCAAACUUCCAACUGUCCCAUCUUUUCUUGAUCAUCAAACCAAGAAUUUUUCCAUUCUUUAUGGUGUCAAUUUGGCUUCCGGUGGCUCGGGCAUCCUCAACGAAACGGGCACGACUUUGAUAAAUUAUCUAUAGUUCUAUCCCUACAUGUUUCAUUAACAGCGCCGGAUCUUGAACAUUUUUAUUAGUGUUUAGACUAGAGGUUAGGAUUAUUAUCUAAGAAAGAAUACGAUGCAUUGGGAUAGAUUGGAUUGGCCCAAGUAGACUUGGUUGUACUUAUAACACAUACCUUAAAAGUUGUCUGGCCAAGACCCCCAAGUCGAGUCUGCUCUCUUGGCCGGGGACUUUAGAAAAGGCCGGCUUGUAUGUUCAACUUUUGC
Molecule: messenger RNA, 874 nt
Organism: Amaranthus tricolor (Joseph's coat)
Lineage: Eukaryota; Viridiplantae; Streptophyta; Magnoliopsida; Caryophyllales; Amaranthaceae
Product: GDSL esterase/lipase At5g08460-like
Exons: 3
Coding region: 126-629 (167 amino acids)
Source: RefSeq, a predicted model, not a curated record